Molecule: messenger RNA, 618 nt
Organism: Schistocerca americana (American grasshopper)
Lineage: Eukaryota; Metazoa; Arthropoda; Insecta; Orthoptera; Acrididae
Gene: Rpp20
Product: ribonuclease P protein subunit p20
Exons: 4
Coding region: 119-598 (159 amino acids)
Biological process (GO): tRNA 5'-leader removal
Cellular component (GO): ribonuclease MRP complex; nucleolar ribonuclease P complex; nucleus
Molecular function (GO): nucleic acid binding
Source: RefSeq, a predicted model, not a curated record
CCUCCAUGGUUUCAAGGGUGCAGUUAUAUGUAUGAAUAAAUCACAAUAACAACAACAGUGUAAAUAUCUUUGGAAUAAUUACCUAAAUCAUGGAGGUAAGAAUACCUCCAUGACCUAAAUGUUGUAUCGACAGGUCUGCCAACUUACGUUUGGUAGUGUUUUUAAACUUUCAAUGGCUGACGCUGGUGUGACAGAUGCGCAGUGGAAAAAACGAGAAAGACCUAAACUUAAUAAUGAUCAUGUUUUAAGAAAGCGUUUACCACCACGCUUACCCCGCCGGAAACAGGAUAUUUAUAUCACAAACAAAUCUAAUUACAAGGGUCAGCUGGCUCGUAGUGAGAAGCUUUUGGAGAGUGGUGAGCCAGAAAUUGUAAUUCACGGUCUGGGCGCAGCCGUUACCAGAGCUGUCAACCUCGCACUUCAGCUUAAGGAGAAGUUCCUUGGGACGGUUGAACUUUCUGUAAAUACCUCAACAGUGGAUAUCAUUGAUGACCUGGAACCAUUGGAGGACCACGCUGAGUACGAAACAAAUACUCGUCAAAAUUCUUCAGUUCACAUUCGUGUGUUUCGGAUAGCUUUAAGUGGUGCUAACACAUAAACAGAGAAGUGAUGUUCUUC